CCUCAAUACACACGUAACACCAUGAGGUGAAAUGUCCACAGGACAUGGUAUUUUAUUCAGAUCUAGUGUUAUAUUUGGCCUUUGGUAAAUGUAGGAUGUCGUGUCCACAAAGGAAGACAGUGAACCAUCUGAUACUAUGGACAGUAACACUAGCUCUUGCUAGUUAUGGGUCAAUUGAUGCCUAUGUGAUACAAGACCAGAAUUUCAAUGAACAGACUCAGUAUGUGUCACAACCGGAAGCACGUCUAAGUAACCCUAAUCACCAGUAUCCAAACACUCUUGGUUACGUCAGUCAAAAUUCUCAUCAAUCAGAUUUCGACCAACAACAAAAUAUUUUACUUCAACAACUUCAUUCAAUGAAAAAUCAACUACCAAAUUUAGAUAUGACUUCUGAACAAAUGCAACAAAUCCAACAGCAAUUUCCUCAAUUUACUAAUCAACUACAAACCAUGUCUCAAAAUGGUUAUCAUCAACAACCUGAUCAGUACUUGAACCAAAGGCAUCAACCCAACCAACAAGGCGGGAUAGAAUACCAAAACUAUCGUGACAACUACAAGCCUGAUCCACCUAAAUAUGAAAAAUUUCUCAAGACAGUUAAACAGGUUGGAUUUUAUUUAUAUCAGUUCUGGCCACUGAUUACAGGAUGGGGAAUCAUAUAGGUUAAUCCAUUAGAAUGUCGGACUGAUAAAGGUACAUGUUGACUUGUUCAGUUUUCUGCAAUUAUCUCAGAGACGAUAAUAAUGUACAGAAAGUAUCAAACAUCUGUAUAACAUCCAGUGAAAAUGAAUGUCAAAUACUUCCAUGUCUUUGAGAUAAUUGAAAUUAUACAGAUUUCCAAACACUGUUUGAUUUUGAUAUAGUGCAUAUGGUGAUUUUUAUGUGAAAACAUACUUUGAUUCAGGUUACUUAUGCAGCAUUUUGUAUUUUAUUUACAAAAGUAUGAAUUUUUCGAAAUACUAAGGAUUUUUUUAUACCAGAAAUAGAUUUCCCUUAGUCGUAUUUGGCACAACUUUUUGGAAUUUUGGGUCCUCGAUGCUCUUCAACUUUGUACUUAUUUGGCAUUAUACAUUUUUUGAUCUGAACGCCACUUAUGAGUCUUAUGUAGACGAAACGCGCGUCUGGCAUAUUAAAUUAUAAGCCUGGUAACUUUAAUAACUAAUAACACAACUGGAUCGGUACCAUUGCUGUUGGACGUUUCGUCCUCGAGGGUAUCACCAGCCCAGUAGUCAGCACUACGGUGUUGACAUGAAUAUCAAUUAUAUGGUAAUUCAUAUAAAUUUCCUGUUUACGAAAGUAUGAUUUUUUUCGAAAUACUAAGGAUUUUCUUAUCCCAGACACAUAUUACCUCAGACGUAUUUGGCACAAAUUUAUUGGGUCCUCGACGCUCUUUAACUUUUUUUUUCUUUGGCUUUAAAACUAUUUUGAACUGAGCGUCACUGAUGAGUCUUAUGUAGACGAAACGCGCGUCUGGCGUAUUGAAUUAUAAGCCUGGUACUUUUGAUAACUUUUUUAACUGUAGUGCUGCAUGUAUGCAUGUACUUUUAAUAAUAAUUACAUAUUAUAUAGAUAUAGGAAAAUGUGGUGUAUAGUUUAUAUUUGACAUUGUAACUUGUGAUAUUGAUGUUUAUAAUAUAUGUUUUUUCUUAUUACAUUAUUAAAAUCAUUAUUAUUUUCAUUUCUUUACAUCAGACAAAAAUCAAGAAAUUUUACUGGUGUUUAUCACAAUCAAAACAGUACAAUAUUAAAAAAAAAUUAAAAAAAGAAA
Mytilus trossulus (common blue mussel) is the source of this 1765-nucleotide messenger RNA. RefSeq lists its product as uncharacterized. The transcript has 4 exons. Bases 45 to 659 code for a protein of 204 amino acids. The record is from RefSeq and is a predicted model, not a curated record. Lineage: Eukaryota; Metazoa; Mollusca; Bivalvia; Mytilida; Mytilidae.